Molecule: messenger RNA, 749 nt
Organism: Leptonychotes weddellii (Weddell seal)
Lineage: Eukaryota; Metazoa; Chordata; Mammalia; Carnivora; Phocidae
Source: RefSeq, a predicted model, not a curated record
CCGGGAAGCGGGACAAGAAGAGGGAGCCCGACCGGGAUGAGAAGGUGACGCCGCUGGAGGGCGCCACUCGCUUUGUGGGGGGGAAGAUGCUGGCCUACUGCGUGCAAGAUGCCACGGUGGUGGACGUGGAGAAGCGGAGGAACCCCUCCAAGCACUACGUGUACAUCAUCAAUGUGACCUGGUCCGACUCCACAUCCCAGACCAUCUACCGGAGGUACAGCAAGUUCUUUGACCUGCAGAUGCAGCUUUUGGAUAAGUUUCCCAUUGAAGGUGGCCAGAAGGACCCCAAGCAGAGAAUCAUCCCCUUCCUUCCAGGCAAAAUCCUCUUCCGGAGAAGCCACAUCCGGGAUGUAGCUGUGAAGAGGCUGAAGCCCAUCGACGAGUACUGCCGGGCACUUGUCCGGCUGCCCCCCCACAUUUCACAGUGUGAUGAAGUCUUUCGGUUCUUUGAGGCCCGACCGGAGGAUGUCAACCCCCCAAAAGAGGACUAUGGCAGUUCCAAGAGGAAAUCAGGUGCCGACACCAACGCCGAGCCCAUGAUCCUGGAACAGUACGUGGUGGUGUCCAACUAUAAGAAGCAGGAGAACUCGGAGCUGAGCCUCCAGGCCGGGGAGGUGGUGGAUGUCAUCGAGAAGAACGAGAGCGGUGAGUGCCCAGAUGGCCGGCCUGGCUCCUGGGACGGACAGACGGCCGGACGCCAGCACUUUGCCUGGUGGUGGAAGAAUGUCUCCCCAGCCCCGGGGAAAUGA